Trypanosoma conorhini is the source of this 672-nucleotide messenger RNA. RefSeq lists its product as uncharacterized. The coding region runs from base 1 to 672 and encodes 223 amino acids. Lineage: Eukaryota; Euglenozoa; Kinetoplastea; Trypanosomatida; Trypanosomatidae. The record is from RefSeq and is a predicted model, not a curated record. The transcript has a single exon.
AUGCGGCACAACCUCCUUGACGAGGAGGACGAGGCGGGGCAUCACAGCAGCAACAGCAGUUCGAGGGGGAGUUCUUUCCGCCGCGACGAGGAGUUUAUGAAUGAGGACCCCCCUGUUUUUGAUGUUGCCGUCGCUGCUCAGGAGCACGAUGACAUCAUCCUCUGCGACGAUGCACCGCCGAUGGUGUUUUGCGCCCCGGAGCCCACCGCCGGUGCAUUAAAAAAGGAGCAGCAAAAACAGCUCCUUCAGCGGCAGCAGGAGAGCAUGGGCUCUGCGGCCCAGCCAAAGCUGACAGGGUUCUUUCGGCCCGGGGUCGUUGAAUUCCAGAAGAAGUACGUUCGUGAGGUGGAGACCGACAUGGUACUUAACGAUGGUGAAUACAUCUGCAAAGACGUGGUGCGGUUCCGUCAUAAAGAAACCAACGAGGUUAUUUCAGAGGAGGAGUUUCACAGGCGCAGCGGUGAGAUGAUGCGCAGCCCCCGCUCGGACCUCCAGAACGGAAAUCCAAGCGAGAGCACUCCCACUGACCAAGUUAGCCCUCCUUGCCCCGCUGGUAACGUGAAGUCUACCGCAGUGGAGGCGGCAAGGAGCGGCAGGCAGCCGAAGAUAGAGAAACAGCUGCGCUCACAGCCCAAAACACUUUUCUCUUAUUUUAAACCCGUCUCCUCGUGA